This is a messenger RNA of Schizophyllum commune H4-8, 3233 nucleotides long. RefSeq lists its product as uncharacterized. Gene Ontology annotation, molecular function: metal ion binding; DNA-binding transcription factor activity, RNA polymerase II-specific; RNA polymerase II transcription regulatory region sequence-specific DNA binding. The record is from RefSeq and is a predicted model, not a curated record. The transcript has 9 exons. Gene Ontology annotation, biological process: regulation of transcription by RNA polymerase II. Gene Ontology annotation, cellular component: nucleus. The coding region runs from base 358 to 3042 and encodes 894 amino acids. Lineage: Eukaryota; Fungi; Basidiomycota; Agaricomycetes; Agaricales; Schizophyllaceae.
CUUCUAUCACUCAGGUCUUCCGUUCGCGAACGUCGUGCUCUCGCCUGUCGUCUUCAUCGUGGCGAUUCCUUGUCACCUCGGUUUCGUUGAUUGAUUCCUGUCUGCAGAACGACGACGUCGCGCCUCGAAUACGAAUCACGGCGCGUUCCUCCACAAUAAGCGCCGCUUAUUCCGACUCGGCGCCUAACGCUUUCGAGGCGACUUCAUCUCUUCUAGCACACUUCUAGUCCUCGGAUCCACGACACAACUAUCCUCAACACAAUACUUCUACCUCUCUACGACAACUACCUCUCACCACAACACAACUACCUCUCACCUUGGCACCUCUACCUCACACCACUCCUCUCACUCGCCACAAUGCCGUACUGCAAGACCUGCGACCGCAAGUUCAAGGACGUUGCGUCCAUCCAGCAGCACCUGCGCACCUCCGCGGCGGAGCAUCCGAUCUGCAAGCACUGCGACAAGAAGUUCACGGACGAGACUGCGUACGAGCAGCACAUGGACUCCAAGCAUCCCAAGCGAUACCCGUGCCCUACGCACCCCGAAUCGAUCUUCAAGACCCCUGAGGCAUUGGAGGACCACUAUAGAGGCCAUCAGGCUCAUCCGAACUGCUAUCGCUGCGGCAAGGGGUAUCUGAACGAGGAGCUGAUGCUGGCGCACCACGACUCCGCCCACCCGAGCGAGCUCUGCGAGAUGUGCGGCCGACACCGCUUAAUCUACCACGACCAGCGGCAGAAGCACUGGGUGCAGAGUCGCUGGCAUCCGACGUGCGAGCGGUGUGGGGAGGGCUUCUACGACCUCGCUUCGAUGAGAGCGCACAUCAGAGAAGGCUGCGGCAGGGAGAUCUGUCAAGCUUGUGGUGGUACUUUUUAUUGCGAAUACGUGAUGGGGGAGGAGAAGUUGUGCGCGGAUUGCGACCCAGACCUACCCGGGGACUUGAAGGUGGAGAACUGCUACCGUGAUGGCACCGCUACGGAGGACGCGGACGCAGAGGAGCUGGUCAUAGGUACUGCCAAGGAGGAAUCCAACGAAGCAGGAAAUGGCGAACCGUCUUCCUCAAAUGCGGUGCCGAAGCUGGUUAUACAGACCGAAUCCGAAAGCGACGGCGAAGAGAAGUGGCACACGGCACCCACGAACACGCCCUCAUGGCCCGCGACACCGUUCUCUGCGCGCUCGGAUGGCAAGCCUGCCCCGCUGCCGCCGCCUUCGGCGGACAUCAGCAACAUGUGGGCGGCGGGAGAGAACAAGUCUGCUGGUCCCCUGCCCUCGUUGCAGCUGAUCACCAAGAAGGACUCGCUCGCGUCGAGACAUAACCUGCCGACGCUGGAGACGCAAGGCCUGGGGGGCGCCACGAGGUCGACGACGGUUGUUGACCAUUCGAAGAAGCCUGGUGACCCCAAACCCGACGACCCCUCGCCCAACGUCGAGUCCCCUUCCGGGCUGUCAGCACUUCCAGGCGUGAGCCCGUACCCGGCGACGCCGAGCGAGAUGAGCUACAACGGACUGGACUCGCGCGAGCCGAGGGUACGGUCGAUUAGCGCGCUGUAUGCUGGGCCGUCUGCGGAGGGUCUGUACACGAGGGGCCUCACUCGUCCACCCUCGGGAAGCCUAGCUGCCCAACCAUCCGGCAGCCUGAUCGCUCCGCCUCAGGGAGCCCUGACGUCCACUCCAUCGGGACCGUCAACUCGCCCACCUUCUGGCGGAUUUAGCUCAUCAUCCUCGGGCAGCCUGACUCGUGUAUCUUCGGCGGGUCUGUCUCGUCCAUCCUCGGGCGGUCUGUCUGUGCCCCCCUCGGGUGGUCUGUCUCGCCCGCCCUCAGGUGGUCUGUCUGUGCCGCCCUCGGGUGGUCUGUCUGUGCCAGCUUCGCUUUCUCGCCCAUCCUCCGGAGGUCUCUCUCAUCCACCUUCAGGAGGUCUCUCUCGUCCACCUUCUGGCGGUCCCUCCCGUCCGCCGAGCCUGCGCAACAAUACCUUCACACCCUGGCCCAUGGACCGGCGCUCGUCGUCGAAUGGACGGGCGAAGGAUCUGCACAUCAUGACGCCCAUCGAGGCGGAGCCGUCGUCGUUCGAUGCAGAGUUUUCGCCGGAGGAUUUGAAGCAGCCGACGGUGGAGGCGAAGGGGCCUUUGUUCGAUGCAAAGGGGCCUUUGUUCGACGCGAAUGGCUCUCAAUUCGGCGCUCAUAAGUUGUCUUCGCACGGGCGGCAGUCGUCGUCGCACGGCCAGACAACGUGGCCAAGUGCGCAGACCUCGUCACUGCAUACGACGCCCUCUCUUCCUGGAUCAGCGCGUGCUCCUUUGGCUUUCGGGUCGCCACCUUCGGCGGAGCCCGUGCCGGCCACUAUCUCUCGUCAGGUCUCGCAGGACCUGCCAGAGGGCAUGCGCGUGUCGUUCUACGACAACAUCUUGGCCGCCCCAUUGCCGACGCACGGGGAGGGCGCCGACGAGGACGACGUGUCGCCAGUCAGCAGUCCGGGGACGAAUAUAUCUUUGGGAUCUCUCGCGUCGACGAGCUCGGAGGCGACGAAAGCAGAGGUGGAAGUCGAGUUGAGUUCAAAGCUUGGCAUCUCCUCCAAAUUGGACGUCUCCUCGACCGUCCAGAUGUGCUCCGGAGUAGAGCUACGGUCCGAGACAACCACGCCCAUGGUGAUGGCGCGUCCUGCGAGGGUGGCGAGCCCAGGGAGGGGUGCGAGUCCAUUGUCGAGGGCCAGUCCGGCGAAGGAGUUCGAGAACGCCCCGAAGGACAUUGACAGCCCUUCGGCUAUCGGAAAGCCUCAUACGCUGCGGCGCAUGUCGCAUCUCCCGCGGUUGGCCGAGCACGUCAAGACCCCGAUGCGGCCGGUGCCGUCGCCUCCGCCGCCGUUCUCAGAGGUCCUGAAGUGCAGGCUCUGCGCGCGCAACCCGUGCGAGGAGCCGACGGUCACCAUGUGUGGCCACAUCUUCUGCAAUAAGUGUAUCGUCGAUGCUAUCAUCAGCAGCAGCUCCUGCCCGCUCUGCUCUGCUCCCCAACUGCUUUACUGUAUCUUCAAGCUGCGCUUGGACUAAAUUGCUAUCGUGUUUGUCUUGCUGUUACCCCUUGCUUGGAUAUAUGAACUUGUACUACUAUCUUGACUUUGUUUUGUUCUGUCUUGUAAAGCACGCGCUUGUGCAUGAAUCCUUUGUUGUAGCAUAUUGUAUUUCGGGGUAUCUCUUGUCGUUUUGCUAUCACUUGAAUAGAUCUUGCUUGGAUGCCUCGA